Molecule: messenger RNA, 1473 nt
Organism: Colletotrichum siamense
Lineage: Eukaryota; Fungi; Ascomycota; Sordariomycetes; Glomerellales; Glomerellaceae
Exons: 1
Coding region: 1-1473 (490 amino acids)
Source: RefSeq, a predicted model, not a curated record
AUGCCACCAACCUCGAGGAGCCCCGACAAAUUCCCGCCGGGCAAGGUAGUACAGAACGGAGGGCAGUCUGCCAAGUCAACUACGACGAAUGGCCAGGAUCAACGCAAAGCUCCGAAAACCAGCUCCGCGGCUGAUAAGGUUGUCCCGCCCGCUCGUGCAGCCUCACAAAACUCACGUCAAACAUCACAAGCCUCGUCGCAAUCAACGACCAACCAUGGCGUCAACAAGCCCCGCCCAGAAGCCAGCCGUCAAAGAAGCAAGUCUAAAGAGUUGACAAAGUCUCUCACGCCAUCUGCUGCAUCCCCGGGCAGAAUAGAUUACCGCUCCCUGCCAAUCGUGAGAUCAGGGCUGCAGCCUCCUCCGACGAGUAUCAAAACCGCGCCCCCAUUCCCGCAACCUACAACUUCAUCAGCUAAGCGCAAGAGAGCAAGCAUCUCGGACACGGCUUCAACUUCGACAUCAGACUCGGACUCAGAAGACACCGACGAAGAUACGACCGCUGCCUUCACCACUAAGAGAGAGACAGGGCCUUCGCCGCAGUCUCGAGAUGGAACGAGGCGUUCGACAGGCGCAGUUGCGCAUGGUAGUGUUCCGAACAUUCACAACUUCGUCCCAGAUCCCAGUGGGCCUUCUACGUUUGCUUCCGAUAACCCUUUCGUCAAUAACAGACGUGGGGAGACAAUCCGAGAACCUAGUGAGGAAAGCGAAGAUGCCGGAAUCAACGGUCUGGCAACCAACGCCAGGCAAAACCACAGCACAGGGCUCAUGGCGCGACGCCCCAAUCUUGCCAUCCAGAAUCAACAAGUCUUCUCAGUUUCCACUGAGCGAUGGCACACAAGGCCUCCAAACUCCAGGAAGUUGACCUGCGAGCAGCGGCGGGUUGAGCUUUGCCGUACUGUUGACCAAGACAAAUUCGACACCUGGAUCUACACACAGCCUGAAGCGGAUACGCCUCCCCCGGAAGUCUUCAUCCCACCCGCUCCUACUCGCCCCAAUUCCGCUUCAGCCGGAGAGGAAGCACACAGGCCGUUCUACAUGAGAUUCGAUCCCCGUAUCCACUGGUCUCACGACCGCUCUGACGAGUGGUUUGAGCAGAAGAUAGAAGAGAUCAAGGCUCGCGGCGGACGCAAAGCUAACUUUGGUAAGGCAGCCUACCGGAUGAAACAGCAGAGACUUGCCGAGGAGCGGUCUGAAGCUGGGCAGGCAAUCGCGAGGGCGCUGGCAGCGCGACGGGGUAAGGACCCGCCGAAGCCACCACCCAACCCGCCGCAGCCAUGGUCACACCGAAGACCCAUGGAUUUCGGCGACGUACCGGUGGAGGAGCUUCCCAGCUACGUGCGGAGGAAUGAAGACUGGCUGAAGGCCACUGAGUGGAUGCGGAAAUCACGCGAUCUUUCUUUGAAAGCCGCAGCGCUUGAGGCUGCCGGCGAGCCUUAUGAGCAUUUAUUCAAGAGGAAUCGAAAUGGCCAGUGA